CCGGCACGGCAAGCGGCGAGUGAGGGGCAGAGUUGAUUGCGUACCGCUUUCCGGCACGCGAUGAGGGGAAUGCCGACCUUGCGGUUCGACUGCCGCGAACGACGUUGCUUUACCCCGACUCUCGCCAGAUGCACGGAUGGACCUCUUGCGGGGGAGACGCACUUCCCCUCCCCUCAAUUGGAGUAGAAUAGCGAGGCAGCAGGCAGACUGCCGGAUUCAUAUACACGAGACGGCCGUUGCUUCCCCCCUAUGUAAAAUGCCGGGAUUCCCGUCCACGCCGUCCAACACCCUGUUCAGGGCCGUGUAUCAUCAUCGAACGCGCUCAGCCCUAGCGUUGUACAGUAACUACACCUGGCACCAUCUCCCAAUCAUCUCUAACCUCAGUUUCACCCAAGGCGAAGGCAGCCAUGGCGGCACAGUCCAGCGAGGACCAAAAGGCGGACGUCGCUACCGCGCACCACCACGACGCCGCCGACGGAGCGGGCAGCAAGCCGCAGGCUGUCGUCCACCACAGGCUGGCCGUCGUGCCGAUCGAGGAUGAGGCCCGGCAGGGAGCCGUGCACGUCAGCCUGGGCUGGAGGUCGUGGCUCGUCGUCUUCGUCACCUGCUUCGCUAUCAUGGCGCAGGUCUUCGUCGUCGUGGCGGCGGGGUCGGUGAUCGCCUUCAUCGUGCGCGACGUGGGCGACGCGGCGCUGGCGGGCUGGAUCAUCCAGGGGCCGCUGCUGAUGCAGUCGGUGCUGUCGCCGAUCGUGGGGCGGCUGUCGGACGCCGUCGGCCGCAAGCUCGUGGCCGCGCUGCCGCCGCUCGUGGCCUUUGCCGGCGCCGUCGUGUCGGCCCGCGCCACCAACAUGCACAUGCUCAUCGGCGGCGGGAUACUGAUUGGAACCACCCUGUCGACCAUCUCCAUCGUCCAGGCCAUCCCCUCGGAGAUCCUGCCGCUCAAGUACCGCGCCCUAGCCAAUGGGUUCGCCUUUGUCGGCGGCUGCGUUGGCGGCAUUCCUUCUCUUGCUUUGCUAGUUAGUCCUAACUCUGGGCGAAACAGAGUCGGCACCAUGGGCGCCGGCGCCGUCACCAACGCCGAUGCCGGCGGCUGGCGGUACAUCUUCUGGAUGCAGGCCGCGUUCCACCUCGCCACGUCGCUGGGCCUGUUCCUGUUCUACUGGCCCCCCGCCGCCGCCGUGUCGGAGCGCCCCCGGCUGUCGGCGCGCGACAUCGCCUGGGCCGUCGACCCCGUCGGCUCGCUGCUCUUCAUCGCCAGCGCCACCCUCAUGCUGCUGGCCCUCGACUGGGCCGCCGGCGCGUACCCGUGGUCCGACGCCCACGUCGUGGCGCCGCUGGCCGUCGGGCUCGUGCUGUUUGUCGCCUUUGGGCUGUACGAAUGGAAAGGCCGCGACGACGGGCUGGUGGCGCACGUCUUCUUCGCCCGCGACGCCAACUUCGCGCUGUCCGUCUUCGCCUUCGCCGUCGAGGGCUGGAUCUUCUACAGCGCCGUCAACUCCAUCACGCCGCAGCUGGUGCUGAACCUCGGCUUCGAGACCAGCGCCUGGAAGAUCAGCGUCCGCCAGCUGUCGUACGGCCUCACUAGCCUGCUCUUCUCGCUCGUCGUCACCUGGUACUCGACCCGCUUCCGCGACCUCAAGACGCCGCUGCUCGUCACGUGGGCGCUGUUUCUCAUCGUAGCCAUCUGCUACGCGGCGUUCCAGCCCGGGUGGGACCACGUGCAGAUCGGGCUCAACGUGAUCGGGGGCAUCGGGCAGGCGGGCCCGCUGACGCUGCUGGUGGCGUGCGUGCAGUUCACGGCGCCGCACGCGUUCCUGUCGACGGCGACGGGGCUGGCCUUCUCGGCGCGCGCCAUCGGGGGCGCCUUUGGCUCCGCCGUGCUCGACGCCAUCAUCAGCGGCCGCCUGGCCGCCCACUACGCGCCCGCCGUCGGCGCUGCUGCCACGGCCGCGGGCCUGCCCCCCGACAGCGUGCCCGCGCUGCUGGCGGCGCUCGCGGCGGGCGGGGAUGGGGACGGUGUUGCGGGCGCGUCGCCGGCUGCGUGGGCCGCGGCCGUGGCCGAGAGCAGGGUCCAGUACAACGAGGCGUACCGCCUCGCGUGGGCGUCCAUCAUCCCGUUUGUUUUUCUUGCGACCGUCGCCGUGGCCUGUCUGCGCGGCGUCGGCGAGCUGAUGACGGAGAAGGUCGAGGCCACCGUCGAGCGCCUUGGUGAGGGAGAGGGGGAGAAGUUGGCGGCGUGAUGGUGAUCUCACGUAUUAUGUGGUUGGUUGACCAGUGUAUUUUCUUGUGUUAUCGGACGAGAUCUCGGCUAUAAAGUGCAG
Messenger RNA from Lasiosphaeria miniovina, 2321 nucleotides. Its product is annotated as major facilitator superfamily domain-containing protein. Gene Ontology annotation, cellular component: plasma membrane. Gene Ontology annotation, biological process: transmembrane transport. The record is from RefSeq and is a predicted model, not a curated record. The transcript is spliced from 6 exons. Gene Ontology annotation, molecular function: transmembrane transporter activity. NCBI's taxonomy places the organism in Eukaryota, Fungi, Ascomycota, Sordariomycetes, Sordariales, Lasiosphaeriaceae. Bases 408 to 2240 code for a protein of 610 amino acids.